Messenger RNA from Alosa sapidissima (American shad), 2549 nucleotides. RefSeq lists its product as uncharacterized. Bases 734 to 2110 code for a protein of 458 amino acids. Gene Ontology annotation, molecular function: zinc ion binding. The transcript is spliced from 9 exons. The record is from RefSeq and is a predicted model, not a curated record. NCBI's taxonomy places the organism in Eukaryota, Metazoa, Chordata, Actinopteri, Clupeiformes, Clupeidae.
CCUAAUCGUCGAGUUGGAGCUGAAGGAUAGAUGGAUGGAAUUAAGGCCGUUCCUGUUCAUCCUCAGUUUGGAGGUCCGAGGUGCUACAUGUCAGAGCCUUCUUUAAAAUUUGACGUGCCUCCAUGGGCUCAUGUGAAGUGUCAACUUGCACAACACUGAUACUGACAGUUGACAGCUGAAAGAUUAUUAACUUCAGCAAAGUACUUACAGCAACUUAUCAGCCCAUUUUCUGAUGCAGCCACUGCCAGAGAGGAAAGGCCACAAAACCUUCCCUGUGGGGCAGGGCGACACAUUUUCCAUCAAGUUCCGAAACUUUGGCAGCCUUGAUGGUCUCAGAUUUGUCUGAAAUUACAUAAAUGUUCAGUGUAUCUGAACUAAAUGGACAAUGUCCUUUCCCAGCCUGAAAAUGUUGUCACCAGUGGAUGUUCUGGCAGUCCACUUCUCAGUGGACAUCUCGGCAUACUGUGCCUUGAUAGCCAUCCCCCCAACAAUAGGGCCUACAAAAUGCUGCCGUCUUAAAGAACUGCCAGGUAAUUUUCAAAAGGAAAGGCAGAGAAAGAGUCGAGACACCCAUGCUGCUUUACUUCACCUGCAAGAUGGGAAAUGCAGUGUACAUUGUACACAACUUGGUGUCUCCCAUAGAGUGUAGCAAAGUGCUGCACAAACGACUUUAAUAAAUUGUCAGCAUAAUCGGUGAGAAGUUCUCCCUAGUCAACGACAAGGACACAAGACAAUGAUGUACGAUGCUUGGGUUAUAAUCAACAAACGAGAAACCUACGUCCUCACAGCUAAUUGCACCUGUAUGGCAGGGCUUGGGUCAUGCUGCAGCCAUGCAGCUGCAAUAUUAUUCAAAGUUGAGUUAUAUGGUAGGAUGGGAAGGACAGAGAAAGAAGCGGUUACUUCAGGAGUGUGCAUGUGGAAAGAUGUCAGCAGGAAAGAAGUCACACCGGCUCCAUUGAGGGAUAUCUGCUUCCAGAAACCAAAAAGGCUAGGCAGGCAACUUUCAGCAGCUUCAACAUCUACUAGGAAGAAUAGUAUCACACCCAGAGUGUUGACAGAUGAUGACAUUCGGGAACUGCGGGAUGUGGACCCAGGUGCUGCAGUGCUGACAAGCCUUGAAAACAGUGACACGGACACAGCAUCAUCUGACACUGAUUCAGAGGAACAUCCAGACUUACCUGAGCCCUUGACAGCUUUAUGGGAUGCAACACUAAGGGAGCUCUCACCACAGGACAUGCAGGUGAAAUGUGAAGAUACAUUUCAUAAACUAAAAACAACACUACAACCUCAGCAAUGUGAGAAACUGGAAUUUGUGACACGGCAACAGUCAAAGUCAAAUGAGUGGCACACCUAUAGGGCUGGUCGGAUCACAAGCACCAAACUUCACCAUGCAACCACAACUGACAAGAUAAGCAAAACAUACCUAAAUGAUAUAAUGCAGUACAACAAAACAGAGUUAAAUGUCCCAUCUGUGCUCUGGGGUCAAAACAUGGAGGAAACAGCAAGACAAGCCUACACUGCAUUUAUGUCCCAAAGCCAUCCAGAUUUCAGCAUCAGCUCAUGUGGCUUAGUAGUACAACCUUCUGAGCCACACCUUGGAUCAUCGCCAGAUGGGAUUGUAAGAUGUUCCUGCUGUGGCAAAGGGGUGGUAGAGAUAAAGUGUCCCUACAAAUAUAGGAAUAGCCUUCAAGGAUGUACAGAAGACAAGCAGUUUUGUCUGGACAAGUCAUUUUCGUUGAAACAUUCGCACACAUACUAUUAUCAAACUCAACUUCACAUCUUUGUCUGUGAUGUAAGCUAUUGUGACUUUGUGUUGUGGACGAAGGAGAAGUUCAUUGUGCAACGCAUCAUAAGAAAUGAAGAGUUUCUCCAGGAGGCUUUGCCAAAAGCACAUGACUUCUUUAUCUCAAAUGUGUUGCCUGAAUUACUAACAAGAAGACAUGAUCCUGUCUUGGUGUCACAGAGAGCCUGUGAAUACUGUGAAAGACCAGAUUUUGGUAAAAUGAUAAUCUGUGCCAAAUGCAACAACCACAUUCACUACAGUUGUGCACAAAUAAAAAGGAAGCGGGCAACAUGGUUGUGUAGGAAAUGUGUGAGGGUAGAGGCUUGAAUGCCUUCAUGUACGAGUGGGCAAUAUGAUGUAUUGUGAUAAAAGACCAGAUAUGGUGUUAGAUGUUGGUUAUGGAAUGUUUUUCCUUUGUUUUUGAAGUUAGAUAAAAGUUAAAUGAUGUACUGACUAUCUACAGUAAUAACUAUUCCAGAUCAUAUAUAUAGAUUAAAGAUCCCAUUGUGUAAAUGUUUGUGUUAUUGACUGCUGUGUCUAUGCACUUCAGUGCAACAAGAUAUUUAAAAGUUGUACUCUUUAAUUCAAUGUAUGUAUCAAUAGAUAUAAUUUAGACCUAAAAGUAUUAUUGUUUACAACAUACAAAACCAGUUUGAUUAUAAUAUAUUGUACAUACUCCUACUAUCCAUGUUGUUAUUGUUUAAUGAAAUGAAAAUGGAAUGAAACUCAUUAGUAACAACAUUACAAAUAAAAAAGUUAAACUACA